Lethenteron reissneri (Far Eastern brook lamprey) is the source of this 4161-nucleotide messenger RNA. RefSeq names its product acyl-CoA synthetase short chain family member 3 (gene ACSS3). Gene Ontology annotation, molecular function: propionate-CoA ligase activity. NCBI's taxonomy places the organism in Eukaryota, Metazoa, Chordata, Hyperoartia, Petromyzontiformes, Petromyzontidae. Gene Ontology annotation, cellular component: mitochondrial matrix. The record is from RefSeq and is a predicted model, not a curated record.
GUGGGUUGGUUGGUGGUGGCCACCGGCGGAAUUGUAGUCGCGUCCCUGCUGGUGCUGCUGGUGGUGGUCCCACAUGGCCCAUGCCUUCGUGCGCAUCCGAGCAAAAUCCGCAUUGAUCGAGUCCAGGGACGCAGAAACUCAUCGCCAUCAUCAACCACCAACCAACCAAAUGGCUCCAAACUCCACGUUCCUCUUCUGCACACCCGCACUCAGCCUGCAGCUCCGCACUCAAUAAAAAGGGACCCGACCCAUCUCCGACCUCGGCAAAACGCGCUCGGACACUUGCGCCGUGUGUCCACGAGUUGACUCAAGGCAGUCCUCGGUAGCCAGAGCCUCCUGCAAUCAUCAUCAUCUCUCUUUGCCCCCCUGAACAUCACCAUCAAAGAUGAUCCGCGCAGGUUGCACCGCAGUUGCCUGGUUUCCCCGCUCCCCCUUCCAGCGCUGCCACCUGCCCGCCGUCUCGCAGCUGUCGCUGGUGCACCAUCAUCAGCUUCACCAUCAUCAGCUUCACCUUCAGCAGCAGCAUCAGCAGUCCCGUGCCAGCUCAUCAUCCUCCAGCGGCAGCAACUACGAUGCCGCUUUCAAGUCGGCCAAGUCUGAGCCGGAGCACUUCUGGGCAGAAGCUGCCAAGGGGGUGACGUGGACCAAGAGCUUCGAUCGGGUGCUGGAUGACUCCAAGAGCCCCUACACGCGCUGGUUCGUGGACGGGCAGUUGAACAUGUGCUACAAUGCACUGGACCGGCACGUGGAGGCUGGCCGCGGAGACCAGGCUGCCAUCAUCCACGACAGCCCCGUCACAGGCAUCGUUCAAACCAUCACAUACCGCCAGGCUCUAAGCGAGGUGUCUCGUCUUGCCAGCGUCCUGGUGAAGAACGGAGUGCAGAAGGGCGACCGUGUGGUCAUCUACAUGCCCAUGAUCCCCCAGGCCAUGUUUGCCAUGCUGGCCUGUGCUCGCAUUGGAGCCAUCCACAGCCUCAUCUUUGGAGGCUUUGCCUCCAAGGAGCUGGCCGUCCGCAUCAACCACGCCAAGCCCAAGAUGGUGCUGAGUGCUUCGUUUGGGAUUGAACCAGGCCGUCAGGUUGCAUACAAGCCGCUCCUGGAGGCAGCGCUUGACAUCGCCACGCACAAGCCUGAGAAAGUCCUUGUCUACAGCCGGCCUGGCAUGGCGCGGGCAUCGCUGGUUCCUGGCCGGGACAUGUGCUGGCAGGAGGAGGUCUCGGCUGCCAAGCCCCACGACUGCGUACCCGUAUCGUCGGACCACCCCCUCUACAUCCUCUACACGUCCGGCACAACUGGAGCCCCCAAGGGCGUUGUGAGGCCUACUGGAGGCCAUGCUGUCAUGUUGAACUGGAGCAUGUCGUCCAUCUAUGGCCUAAAGCCUGGCGAGGUGUGGUGGGCUGCCUCUGACCUGGGCUGGGUGGUGGGACACUCCUACAUCUGCUACGGUCCACUGCUGCACGGGAACACCACCGUUCUGUACGAGGGCAAGCCCGUGGGCACGCCGGACAGCGGAGCCUUCUUCCGCGUGAUCUCGCAGCACAAAGUCGUCUCCAUGUUCACGUCGCCCACAGCGCUGCGCGUCAUCAACCAGCACGACCCGACAGCUUCGCUCGGCCGCCAGUACGACAUAAGCCGGUUCCGCUCGAUGUUUGUUGCCGGUGAGAUCUGCGACAAGGAGACUCUCAACUGGGGAAAGGCUACCUUCAAUGUCCCCUUGCUAGACCACUGGUGGCAGACAGAGACGGGCUCGGCCAUAACGGCCACCUGCGUAGGACUCGGCGGAUCUCUGUACCCGCCAGCAGGGCAGUGUGGAAAAGCCGUGCCGGGAUACGACGUGAAAGUGGUGGACAGCAAUAACCAGGAGUCAAAGAGAGGCAACCUGGGAAACAUUGUCGUCAAGUUGCCCCUGGCGCCUGGUUGCAUGGCCACGCUUUGGGAAAACAACCAGAAGUAUGAAGACACGUACUUCAAGUCAUUCCCCGGAUACUAUGACACGAUGGACGCCGGCAAGAUGGACGAGGAUGGCUACGUGUACGUGAUGGCGCGUGUCGACGAUGUCAUCAACGUGGCUGGUCACAGGCUGUCGUCGGGCGCCAUCGAGGAGGCCAUCCUGCAACACUCGGCGGUGGUGGACUGCGCCGUGGUGGGGCUGGAGGACUCCGUGAAGGGCCUCGUGCCCUUCGCGCUGUGUGUCCUCAAGAGCGGUGUGACCAAGAAGCACGACGAGCUGCUCCGGGAGGUCGUGGACCUCGUGCGUAACAGCGUUGGCCCCGUUGCCGCCUUCCGGCGCGCCAUCUUCGUGCAGCGGCUGCCGCGCACGCGUUCCGGCAAGGUUCCCCGCUCCACCAUCGCCGCGCUGGUCAACCGCAAGCCCUACACGAUCACCUCCACCAUCGAAGAGCCGCUCGUGUUUAAAGAGCUGGAGGAGGCCAUGAAAAAUGUGAAGUGAACGCUGUGAAAUGCCACAAACCAAACCGGGACCUGUGCACUGGGGUCUCGCGUUGUAGAGCAGUCGUAGCCUGUGGAAGGGCAGUUACCUUAGAUUGACACACACACACACGGGCAUUGUAAGUGGCCAAUUUGGUGCUGGGCUACACAACUGAAAUACUUCAUUUUCUGACAGAUGCAAGAGGUAUUCUUUAAACAAACCUAUUUUUUACCCUUUCCUGUAUAUAUAUAUUUUAAACAAUAAGAUACCUAAAGGCAAGCAACGCAUAGAAUACAUUUUUGGUGUCACUACAGUGUAAACAGACAGUGGUUGGCAAAAGGCCUUAUUUGCCUAAAUUAUAAGAAAAGAGAUAACAUUUAACUUUAGAUAAAUUACAUUUAAGUUCGACAAACUCUUUAAAAAAUCAGUUUCCCUAUCUUGGGAGGCAGGUAUUUUGGUCGAAUAAGAUUGCAAUAAGUUAAGUUGUUUUAAAACCAUUGUUGUCUGCAUGGCCUAAAGUGUUAAUACAUAUUGAUACCUCAAAUGCUUUAAAACAAACAUCUUUUGCCAAAUGUAAUGGAUUUACACCCUUUGAACGUGCACUCACACUCGUUUAAAUUAGUCUCAAAGUUUGGUCAUUCUUUAUCCUCGUCUUGUUUGAAUACAUUGCCUUUAGAAACUUCGAGUUUCCAAAUUACAUUCCCAGGCACCUUGCUGACUGUCUUACAACUAGUCAGAGAGCGUGCAAUCAAACACAGCAGCAAAUGUCUGGGAUUAGAUGGUUUAUUUUUUUAAUUCCACAAUAUAUACUAUAGUUUUACAGAGGAUGCUGAUGUAAAACAGGCCAUGUACUCGUACCACUCACCAACAACACUCUGCCUAAAGCCAUUGAAAAUAUAAAUAUUUGCGGUGUACAUUUGAGUAUUGUCAGUGAUCGUUUACCACUUGACAUUGCAGAUAAUGAUACUGCUCUGAAGAGCACGUUGUAUUACAUAUGCACUCACGAGAAAAUCGUGUGCAAGUUUAGAAAAUGCUUUUCGUAGAAUGCACUGAUUGGAAUACCUCUUGAAAGAAGUCUGGAUUACAGGGUCUUCUACUUGCAAGUCAAUUAGCAGCGACAAUUGGUGGCAUCGCUGCUUAUCUGUGUUAAUCGCGAUACAAUUUGACACCCUCUGUGGAGUGUGCAUACAUCAAUGGCCGUGUUUUUUUUAUCCACUGGAUGCAAAUGGUGAUGAAUUGCACAGAGGCCAUUAAUCCACUCGUGUACAAUAACGGUUUUUGACCAACAAAAAUGACGUGACCAAAAUGUAGUCGAUAAAGUGCCUAGGGAAGGUGGAAAUCUGUAAUUUAAUAAUGUAAUGUGAAAACACUUACAUUGUCUUGACAUUCUUCAAUGUUACUGGAAUGUAUCCACUAUUUUCGAUAUUAUACAUAUGAAAACGAGACACUAUACCGCGUUAGAUAUUACACGUUUUUAUCGUACUCUACAAUGCAUUUUAGCCUGCUCUGUGAAAAUGACCCAGACCAAUGAUCACACCAUGCUCUCAUUGUUAUUUACAGGCCAUGCCAAGUAACCAAACAUGUAUUUAAAAAUAUAUGCAAGACAGUCAUGGAAUGAUGUUGACAAUACAAAUUUGCACAGUUAAAAUCGCCAUGUUAUUUAAGGGCAUUACUGAAAUGAAACUGAUUCAUAUGUACAUCUGUGACAAAUAAACAAUGGUGUAUAUCCAACA